Messenger RNA from Spizellomyces punctatus DAOM BR117, 783 nucleotides. RefSeq lists its product as uncharacterized. NCBI's taxonomy places the organism in Eukaryota, Fungi, Chytridiomycota, Chytridiomycetes, Spizellomycetales, Spizellomycetaceae. Bases 10 to 708 code for a protein of 232 amino acids. Gene Ontology annotation, cellular component: cytoplasm; membrane. The record is from RefSeq and is a predicted model, not a curated record. The transcript has 3 exons.
CGCGGAUGAAUGUUCGCGUCACGCGUCUCACCCGCUUCGGCUAUAAAGUACACUCACUUUCCUACAACGACUCAUUACCAUCCAUCACCACACACCCCAACAACCCAAAGAAUGACCGUUGAAAUCGAGACGCUCCCCCCACCAACCCUCUGGACCCGCUACGUCCUUGCGCUCCAAACCCACCCAGUACUUACAAAAGCCAGUACCAGCGCAACGCUCAAUGCCCUCCAAGAACUACUUGCAUCACGUAUAGCAGGAAGCGAUGCACGGCUUGCCCGUCAAAAAGCGGCCAAGAUGGCCGCAUAUGGAUUUUUUGUGAGUGGACCGUUGGGGCAUUACCUAUAUCAAGGGUUGGAUAAGGCUUUCAAGGACAAGACUGGUGCGGGAUGGUCAAUCUUGAAGCUUUUGGUUAGCAAUUUGGUCAUUGCGCCUAUUCAGAAUGCUGUCUACCUCGCGGCAAUGGCGUACAUUGCGGGAGCAGGCAUUCCAGGCAUUCUGCAAACCCUAAAAACCCGUCUACUUGGAGUCAUGAAAAUGACAUGGCUCAUCUUCCCAUCUGUUCAGAUCAUUGCGUUCAAGUACCUCAGCCAAGAACUCUGGCUUCCCUUUUUCAAUCUCGUUGCAUUCGUAUUUGGGACCUACAUUAAUGUUGUAACAAAGUUGGCUGCCGAGAAAAAGAAGGGUGUUACGGGUGGGAAGGAUUUGUAGAUUUGGGUCGAUCUUUGAUAGUCUAUUUCAUUUUAAAUAAAAAUGAUGAUGCACGUUGGGACGAGAAACUGGAUA